ACUCGUGCAUUGCCGUGCAGCAGCAUCCAUCAAUCAUCAUCAUCAUCAAUCAUCAUCAAUCAUCAUCAUCAUCGUCGUCAUCAUCAAGGGUUCAACGAUGCAGAUCGGUCCAGGAGCCGAGCCUAUGGGGGCCAUACCGAAGGGCGGGCAAAUGCCGCGCAAGAAAGUUAUCGAAGAAUUGCGGUUGAAGAGGUUCUACGAGGAAGGAGUGAGAAAGUUGGCGCGCCCGCGGAACUCCAUCAUCAAGAUGCAUCAGCUUCUUGCAGUGCGACACGCUCGACAUGAAGAUACUCUUGAGACCUUCCGGGCAAGGCGAGAGAUCACCCGAAAGCAGGAUGCACUGGACCAGGCUCUGCAUGCCCAACUGGUGGAAAAUUUUGAGCAAAUGCAACGAGAGGACUUCCGCGUUGAGUUGGCCUUAGUGGAAAGGGCACAAAGGAUGAAGGACUUGCGGCGGGUGCGUGCCACACACGAUAUGAAGAGUGGAAUCGACUCGUUUGAGAGAAAUGCCAGAAGAAUUGGGGUGGAAUUUGAGAAAGGGGAAGGCCUGCGCUAAAAAUGCUAUUACCAUCUUUAGUCUGAACCAUCGCAGGGGCUGUAGGCCCUGAAAGUCAGGCUUUCGGCCUGAACCGAAAUGGGGCCUAUAAGCCCUGAAUU
This is a messenger RNA of Chara braunii, 657 nucleotides long. The record is from the annotation of a GenBank genome assembly. NCBI's taxonomy places the organism in Eukaryota, Viridiplantae, Streptophyta, Charophyceae, Charales, Characeae.